AGGAUGAAUGCUACAAGUCAGUGAUGACUGAACUUGCAUGACGCGUAGAAAAAAGAGAAUUUUACUUUGUAACUUUGCAAUAUAAUCUUCAGUUGUCAUAUUUUCAAAUUAUGCAAUGAUAGAAAAAUUGUUUUCUGGAAGUUAUAAAUCGCAGCAGAGCUCUAUUGCCUCUUUAUUAGUUUUCUAGGGCCCCUCCUCAAAAGAACAAUUCUUACACGAAGCUAUAUUUGUCUUACUUUAUUUCGCAAUGUGACUCAAACAGGGUCAUUAAUUGUAGGAACCUCGCAAUUUAUUAAGCAACAGCUUGUAUAAUAAUCAAAUCUUUCAAUUUUCGUGGAGCAAUCGAAAAAAAAAAGCCAAAAUAAAGUAAAAAUUAUGACACGCUCGACAGCUCUUUCGAUCCCACUGGACUGAAGUAAAAAUUCAUGAAAGAAAAAGUAAAACAAAUCGUUCACCUCGCCUUCGUGAGAGUAGGUCACUAUAUAAAAGAGAAGAGUUUUUUAAACUUUUAUGGACUUCAGUCUCAUCUGCGGAAUAACAAUGAAGUCGAUCUCAUCUUCCAAAUUCCUUUUUCUUCUUGUGGUGAUUAACACGAUAUUCCACUAUAGUUCUAGUCAAUCGUGCCACUUACGUGAGCUUGAUCUUUGUGCCGCAACCUUAGUGCUUUUCAACCAGAGUCCAACAGGAGUUGCUACCAAUGAACCUGACCUCAACAGGCAGUGCACAUAUAUUAACGAAGCAGAACAAUGUUUCAAAAACUUCACUCUCAGAUGCAUGACACCACUGCAGAGAGAACUACUUGGAUUCGUAAGUGAGGGUUCAGAGAAACUAUUAACUGAAUACUGUACACCUGGAACUGAUCUAAGAGCAAAUUAUUUAAAGCACGCACCGUGUUUGAAUGAUGCCCAUAGUCUACAAAAAGAUUGCUUAAUUGAUUUGCAGGCUGGUCUCGAAGCUAUUUCAGUCUCAGAAUUUCAAAAGCGAAUACCAAUGGCAUGCUGCGGAUACCAACGUUACAUGACUUGUGCUCGUAAAACCGUGGAGAAGAAGUGUGGAAAAGCAGCUGUUGACUUUAUGCAACUGCUCCUGAAAAAUGCAGUAUCCAGACUUCCCGACAUAGUCUGUACAGGAUAUGGAUCUGAAAACCAUGAGUGCCAAAGAAUACUUCCCCCAGAAGGUACGGAACCAAAGGGUUCAAAGUCUGACUCCGUACUGUCAAGGCUCUUUGCAGCGUACUUGGGAAAUUAACUGACACCAAAGAUUAUUUAAAUAAUUGCUCAUUAUCGCUAGCAGGUAAAUUAAAUCUUACCCCAAUUUCAUUCAAACUAGUAUGUUGGCUAAGGUUCCACACAAAAGCUAAAGCAAAUAUACGUAUAAUUUUAAUCAUAUUUUUUAAUUUACUACUUUGUCUACAACUUUUUAUUUUCUUUCGAAAUUGUAAAAAGAGUGUAUAUUAAGUGAGCGAGUGAUAGUGAGCAAUUCUUUGAUAUGCAAUAUAUAUAAUAAUUUCUUAACGAUUUGUAAAAAAAAUUCAGUUUAAAUGUAUUUGCCGAUCAUUUUUCCUCAUUCCAUCGCCACAAAAAAAAUGCAUAUUCAUUUGAACGCAAACUACAAUUAAUCACUCAUUUGUAUAACUCAUGAAAUAAGAAAGGUAAGCAAUGCAAAACCCUUUGUCUAUCCACCGUAAGAAGACGACUGACCUUCGAAGAGUUCAUUUUCACGUGGGGACGUUAUUACGCUGAAGAAACAUCAUUUAGGAAGCUUUUUUUCAUUUUGCCCACCUACCAUCUCUGAUCUUCCUUUGGUUUCCGUUUCUAAGUAACGCCUAUUGUAACUAUUCAACUCAUACUGUCAAUUGAUUUCUUACAGUAGUCAAAUAAUAUAAAUUCGAAUAUGUACUUUUUUUACAUAUAAUUUUUUUUUUGUAAGUAACUUUCUGAGGAAUUAAAUAAGCAAUAAAAUUACUUAAAUUACUUUAAAAAUUUGGAAUUUUUUUUCUCUUAAAGAUUUGUAUUGUUGCGCACAGGUGCGAACUGAAAUAUUUUACUUACAGCUACUUAGAGCUAAAUUAACAAAAAAUAACUCGAAUGCGGAAUAAUUUUAAUAAAUACUCAUUAAAAAAAAAUAUGAAUGGUUUUUAAUUUAACUUGAUAAAAAUUUUUCCAUUUCUUGAGCAAGAAAUUUUUUUUCUGAGAUACUAAAGUCUUAUGAGAUUUAGCAGAAAUGCUUAUUUCUACGAUGGACCAUUCUCGAUUGCAACUCUCGAAUACGCCAUCAAGGGUGAACACCCAUUUUAUGUCUUGAACCUUCCCCCUUCCUUCUCCUCCUCUUCUCAGUUGUAUAGGAAUGUACUACGAUAUUUUCUUCUUUCUUAAUACUUUUAUUUUUCGUAUUUAAUUGUCAAAGAUAUUUUUUUUUUAAUGUCCAGGACGCUUUCUUUUAGAACUAUGUUCAAUAUAGUUUUCAGUUCCAAAUAUUUUUCCAAUUUAAAAGUUUUUAAUCUAUUUAAAAAUUAAGACAGAAACUAUCGUACUUCCUUCUCCUAUGACUCUCCUUACGCUAACGGUGUAAACACACGAAAUGUUGCCAUAGGUAGAGAGUUCUGCUCAACGCCACCUGUAGCCAAUUUCGAUCCCCAUUUCUGCAAAAAUCCAUUAGAUUGAGGCCUGGUAAAAAAUGUAGACAUUCUUGUGCAGAAAGAAAGUCAGAAAAAUGUGCACUGAACUAAUCUGAGUAGAUGCAUAUUAGAAAUUUCGUUUUCAAAGAGCUUUUUGACCUAGGAAGUAUUUUUUUAAAAAGAGAGUUAGUGAAAUGCCUUAUAAAACAAUCUGAUUUUAAACUUUGUCAAAGCUAUUUCUUGUCACUUUGUGUGUUUUUGUGAACCAAAUGAGAAAAUUGUCACCACUGUGAUGCGAAGAAUUUUUAUACAAGUAUUUGUAUUUUGUAAAUAAAUUGUAAGAGAUCUA
Messenger RNA from Parasteatoda tepidariorum (common house spider), 2966 nucleotides. RefSeq lists its product as uncharacterized. Lineage: Eukaryota; Metazoa; Arthropoda; Arachnida; Araneae; Theridiidae. The record is from RefSeq and is a predicted model, not a curated record.